Messenger RNA from Macadamia integrifolia, 1461 nucleotides. RefSeq lists its product as uncharacterized. The record is from RefSeq and is a predicted model, not a curated record. The transcript has 2 exons. Lineage: Eukaryota; Viridiplantae; Streptophyta; Magnoliopsida; Proteales; Proteaceae. Bases 97 to 1383 code for a protein of 428 amino acids.
AUUUUGGUGUCUGCAUUAUCUGAGUUCUAGAGUUUUGUCUCUGUCCAUAACAGUGACUAGAGUGAGUCCAAGAGAGAGAGACAAUUAGAGAGUAGGAUGAUAUCAUCAAGGCAGAAGGAAGACUCACUAACUUCUUCAGAAGCAGGACCUUGGCUUUUUUUUGGCUAUGUGGAUGAGGACAUAGCUGGUCAAAUUUUCUAUGACAUAUCAGAAGAUAUUUACUAUGAUAUGAGAAUACCUGACAUUCUCCCAAAAAACAUUUGCACUUGUUCACAUGGAUGGAUGGUAAUAUUGGAUACUAAACAAGAAGGAAAAUGUUUCUUAUUCAAUCCUUUCUCUUUGGAGAAAAUCCAUUUACCACCUCUUGAAUGGAAGUCAUUCAAAUACGAUGAAUGUUUGCUAUCAUCUUCCCCCAAUGAUCCCAACUGCAUUGUAUUGUUCACUAAACGUGACGAAGUAAGAUUCUUGUUUUGUCGGCCUGGACACAAAUGGUGUAGUUAUAAUCUGUUACACGAACUAUGCAACUUAUAUAGUCCAGUCAGUUGCAAUGGAACCAUAUAUGAAUUAUUUAAGUUUAACGUACCUGUGAGGAUUAAUAUUGAAUAUCAUGGUAAUCCUCGGAUUCGAGUUGAACUUUUACCACAUAUCCCAACUGUAAAAUCAGAUUUAAUUGGUGCAGAUUUGUUAUCAUACCCUGAUUGGGAGCUGGUUGGGUUUUGCAAUGAUCUCUUUCUUUUCCACAAGUAUUACUUGACCCGAAGAAGUAGUACUAUGGUUUGGAGUUUCCAGAUUUUCAAGAUGGACUUUACAAGAAUGGAAUGGAAAAGAGUGAGAAACCUUGAAAACAAGGCAUUAUUCAUUGAUCCAAAUGGAAAAGGUGGUUUCUGUUCUACUACUACUACUACUACUACUACGAAAGGAUCAUCUUCAUCAUCAUCAAGGAUUUUGAGCAACUCCAUCUACUUUACUCAUGAGAAGGAUAGUUACUUGUAUAGAUUCGACAUGAAAGAGAAAAGCAUUUCGGCUACAUUGCCUUGUCCACACCUAGAUUCCAAAAACAUUGCUAAUUCAGUGUGGGUAAUGCCUCAUGAUGAUCAAUCUGUAAAAAAUCAGAUCAUGAAUAUGCUAGGACAGAAAGCUUCACAGGGGAAAGAAAAAUAUAUCCUUGGAGAGAGCAAAAAAGAAGAUUUGCACAUCGCAUCCAAGGUGGUGACCUCUUAUCUUGCGUGCACAGUUGGAUCUCUACUGCCAGUAUCUCUACUUUUUGUAAAGAAGAAUAAGAUGAAGCUAGGAGUGGUGAUUGCAGCGGCAAGCAUAGGUGCCUUGUUAUGGAUGGAAAAUUUUAUUACCCAAGAAUUUUAUUUAUUCCAACACCAUUUGUAAUAUUUUUAUCUUCAUAUGAUAUGAUUCUUCUAUUUAAGUAUACAUUGCUUAGGAUUUCUUAUAAACACAAUGCACUUA